Fonticula alba is the source of this 2054-nucleotide messenger RNA. RefSeq lists its product as hypothetical. Gene Ontology annotation, cellular component: trans-Golgi network membrane. Bases 61 to 1914 code for a protein of 617 amino acids. The record is from RefSeq and is a predicted model, not a curated record. The transcript is spliced from 4 exons. NCBI's taxonomy places the organism in Eukaryota, Rotosphaerida, Fonticulaceae.
CCCCCUCCCCCCUUCUCUUCCUACUCUGCCACGCCCUCCUCUUUCUCCACCGCCUUCCCGAUGUUUGGAUCGCUGAAGGACACGGCCGUGGCUGCAUGGCUGUCGGUUCAACAUCCCUCCCUGCUGAAUGCAACGAGCGAGGAUUCCCGACCAACCCCAGGACCCGUGCUCGAUGAGAUUGCCCAGCUCACCUGGUCUUCGGCCGAGGAGGCCAGCGACGUCAUUCGCUUCCUGUACCACCGGCUGAAUUACUCGGACUCGCCGUUUGUCCUGCUGAAGUCCCUUCGCUGUCUCCGGCAUGUGGUUCUUCGUGGCUCGGAGCGGGCUCACUUCUUGGCCCGCCUGCCGGAUGGCCACAUCACCCUGGCCCUGAAGCGUGUGGCGCACUUCCAUAACCCGAUCAAUGUGGCAAACCUGCCGAAGGCCCAGCUGGAUGUCUUGGUCAAGGCCGUCCGCGACACGGCCAUCGAGGUGACCAAGCUGGUCUUCGAGGACCCGGCAUCCAUCAAGCGCACGCCGCCCGGAGGAGCGGCCGGCGGUUAUGGCAGCCACACCUUCAACGCGGGCGGCAGCGGUGGUGCCAAUGCCGUGCGGUGGGCCUCCGGAUCGGGAAUUGCCCCGGCCCUCGGAAGUGAUGCCGUCGUGGCAGUCGGGCACCUGGACGCAUUGCCCCCGUCGACGGCCCUGUCCAGUGCCAACUUUGCCCGGCCCAUGCAGUCUCUGCCAAGCCUGGAGCUUUCGCCCGAGGCCAGUUUGGAGUAUCGCCUGGUGCAGGAUGUCUGUACAUCCGGCUCGGGGGGUGUCCUGUCGGCCAGCGGUGUGCCGGCUGCCGUGCUUCAAGACUUUGCCCGGCGCCUCGGUGGCUUGCGCCUGUCCUGGGUCAUGGACCGGAUUGGGCAUUACCUUCGUACCGGCUCGGCCUCUGAGCUCUUGCGUGCCCUGGCCCUGCUGGAUGUUGUGGCGCAGCACAACUCCGAGGAGGUGGCGCCCCUGUGCCUGCCCCUGGCGCGGCCGGUGGCCCAAUUGUCGAAUGGCAUCGACCCCUUCGGCGCUGAUCGCAAGAUCACCCCGGCUGUGCGCACCCGCGCGGAGAAGUCCCUCCGUGUCCUCUCGACCGUGAAUCCCAGCAGUGGAUCGAGUGUGCCGGCGACGACGACGGCCCCGGUGGCUGGCUCGCCGGCGGUCCCGGUCCCUGCAAGCCCAUCUGCGAGUGCUCCCUCCCCGUCCCUUCUGGACUUGGAGGGCCUCUUCCCGACCGGGGCCCAUUCUCCCGGUGUUGGCUCCGACGAGGGGCCAAGUGCCGAUGGCGCGACGCGGUCGAACUCCGAGCCCUCGGAGGAGUCCUCGGCCUUCUCAUUCAUCGGCGGUGCCAGUGCCAGUACCAGUGCCGGUGGCCUGAACCUCGAUGAUGAGGAUGACGAGGAUGACAUGUUCGCUGGCAUGAGUAUCCGCGAUGCAAGCGACUCAAGGCAAUCGACGUCCGGCAUUGUGGCUGCCCGCUCGGCCUCCGCGCCGGCCACGACCGAGCCUUCGGCCUUCGAUUUCCUCUCCUCCGGGACGGCCCCCGCGUCGGGCCCCGCCGCCGGCGCCUCUCUCUUCGAGGACAUUGGCAGCCUUGGUACCGGUGCCGUGGCCGCCCCGGUCGAUCCGCUGAAGGCCAUCAUGUCUUUGUACUCCUCCUCGCCCGGGGUCCCGGUGCCGACUGCCACCCCCGCCAUGUCAUCCUCCACCCAGUCGGCUUCUGGCACGGCUUCGGCUGAUCUGCUUCUGGACUUUGACCAGUUUGCACCGGCGAGCACUGGCAUGAGUGCCAGCGUGCGGAAGCCGCAGCCGGCGCCCGCCGCGCGCCGGGAUGCCUUCGAUUUUGUCCAAGACGAAAUGCGCUCCCGCGGGACCCCCUCCUCUCCUUUUUGACUGACCCGACCUUUCUCGUGCCCUCCCGGGCUUUUUCCAUCGCCCCGCCCCCCUCUCUCUUUUUAUCCCUCUGCCUCAUCCCCGAUGUACAUUCCGUCCUUGUCGCCAUUCCGCCAUGCAACAUGCCGCCACGCCUGCCA